AAAUGUUGUGGAGGCAAAGUUCUUUUAGGAGGAAGUGGCUAUUCUUGUUGUGGAAGUCGGUUGUACAAUUAUAGAACUCAUAAAUGUUGUGGGGCAGAGUUCUUUUAGGAGGAAGUGGCUAUUCUUGUUGUGGAAGUCAGUUGUACAAUUAUACAACUCACAAAUGCUGUAGCGGCAAAAUUCUUUUAGGAGGAAGAGGUUAUUCAUGUUGUAGAAGUCGGUUGUACAAUUAUAGAACUCAUAAAUGUUGUAGCGGCAGAAUUCUUUUAGGAGGAAGAGGUUAUUCAUGUUGUGGAAGUCGGUUGUACAAUUAUACAACUCACAAAUGCUGUAGUGGCAGAAUUCUUUUAGGAGGAAGUGGUUAUUCUUGUUGUGGAAGUCAGUUGUACAAUUAUACAACUCACAAAUGCUGUAGUGGCAGAAUUCUUUUAGGAGGAAGUGGUUAUUCUUGUUGUGGAUGGGGUAUUUCAGCACGAACAUACAAUUAUAGAACUCAUAAAUGUUGUGGAGGCAAAGUUCUAUUGGGAGGAAGUGGCUAUUCUUGUUGUGGAAGUCGGUUGUACAAUUAUAGAACUUAUAAAUGUUGUGGAGGAAGAGUUCUUUUAGGAGGAAGUGGUUAUUCUUGUUGUGGAAGACGAUUGUUCAAUUAUAGAACUCAUAAAUGUUGUGGAGGCAAAGUUCUUUCAGGAGGAAGUGGCUAUUCUUGUUGUGGAAGUCAGUUGUACAAAUAUAGAACUCAUAAAUGUUGUGGAGGCAAAGUUCUUUUAGGAGGAAGUGGCUAUUCUUGUUGUGGAAGUCAGUUGUACAAUUAUACUACUCACAAAUGCUGUAGCGGCAGAAUUCUUUUAGGAGGAAGAGGUUAUUCAUGUUGUGGAAGUCGGUUGUACAAUUAUAGAACUCAUAAAUGUUGUAGCGGCAGAAUUCUUUUAGGAGGAAGAGGUUAUUCAUGUUGUGGAAGUCGGUUGUACAAUUAUACAACUCACAAAUGCUGUAGUGGCAGAAUUCUUUUAGGAGGAAGUGGUUAUUCUUGUUGUGGAUGGGGUAUUUCAGCACGAACAUACAAUUAUAGAACUCAUAAAUGUUGUGGAGGCAAAGUUCUUUUAGGAGGAAGUGGUUAUUCUUGUUGUGGAAGUCGGUUGUACAAUUAUACAACUCACAAAUGCUGUAGUGGCAGAAUUCUUUUAGGAGGGAGUGGUUAUUCGUGUUGUGGAUGGGGUUUUUCACCACGAACAUACAACACCAGAACUCAGAAAUGUUGUAGCGGCAAAGUAUAUUCAGGUGGAAGUGGUUAUUCUUGUUGUGGAAGUCGUUUGUACAAUUAUACAACUCAUAAAUGUUGUGGAGGCAAAGUUCUUUUAGGAGGAAGUGGUUAUUCUUGUUGUGGAAGUCGGUUGUACAAUUAUAGAACUCAUAAAUGUUGUGGAGGCAAAGUUCUUUUAGGAGGAAGUGGUUAUUCUUGUUGUGGAAGUCGGUUGUACAAUUAUAGAACUCAUAAAUGUUGUGGAGGCAAAGUUCUUUUAGGAGGAAGUGGUUAUUCUUGUUGUGGAAGCCGGUUGUACAAUUAUAGAACUCAUAAAUGUUGUAGUGGAAGAAUUCUUUUAGGAGGAAGUGGUUAUUCUUGUUGUGGAAGUCGAUUGUUCAAUUAUAGAACUCACAAAUGUUGUGGAGGCAAAGUUCUUUUAGGAGGAAGUGGUCAUUCUUGUUGUGGAAGCCGGUUGUACAAUUAUAGAACUCAUAAAUGUUGUAGUGGCAGAAUUCUUUUAGGAGGAAGUGGAUAUUCUUGUUGUGGAAGUCGAUUGUUCAAUUAUAGAACUCACAAAUGUUGUGGAGGCAAAGUUCUUUUAGGAGGAAGUGGUUAUUCUUGUUGUGGAAGCCGGUUGUACAAUUAUACAACUCAUAAAUGUUGUAGCGGCAGAAUUCUUUUGGGAGGAAGAGGUUAUUCAUGUUGUGGAAGUCGGUUGUACAAUUAUACAACUCACAAAUGUUGUGGAGGCAAAGUUCUAUUAGGAGGAACUGGUUAUUCUUGUUGUGGAAGUCGAUUGUACAAUUAUAGAACUCAUAAAUGUUGUAGCGGCAGAAUUCUUUUAGGAGGAAGUGGUUAUUCUUGUUGUGGAUGGGGUAUUUCAGCAAGAACAUACAAUUAUAGAACUCAUAAAUGUUGUGGAGGCAAAGUUCUAUUAGGAGGAAGUGGUUAUUCUUGUUGUGGAAGUCGGUUGUACAAUUAUAGAACUCAUAAAUGUUGUAGCAGUAGAAUUCUUUUCGGAGAAAGUGGUUAUUCUUGUUGUGGACGGGGUAUUUCAGCACGAACGUACAACACCAGAACUCAGAAAUGUUGUAGCGGCAAAGUAUAUAGACGUGGAAGUGGUUAUUCUUGUUGUGGAAGUCGAUUGUACAAUUAUAGAACUCAUAAAUGUUGUGGAGGCAAAGUUCUUUUAGGAGGAAGUGGUUAUUCUUGUUGUGUCUGGGGUAUUUCAGCCCGAGCGUACAACACCAGAACUCAGAAAUGUUGUAGGGGCAAAGUAUAUUCAGGAGGAAGUGGUUAUUCUUGUUGUGGAAGUCGGUUGUACAAUUUUAGAACUCAUAAAUGUUGUAGUGGCAGAGUUCUUUUAGGAGGAAGUGGUUAUUCUUGUUGUGUAUGGGGUCUUUCAGCACGAACGUACAACACCAGAACUCAGAAAUGUUGUAGGGGCAAAGUAUAUUCAGGUGGAAGUGGUUAUUCUUGUUGUGGAAGUCGUUUGUACAAUUAUAGAACUCAUAAAUGUUGUGGGGGCAAAGUUCUUUUAGGAGGAAGUGGUUAUUCUUGUUGUGUCUGGGGUAUUUCAGCCCGAACGUACAACACCAGAACUCAGAAAUGUUGUAGGGGCAAAGUAUAUUCAGGAGGAAGUGGUUAUUCUUGUUGUGGAAGUCGUUUGUACAAAUAUAAAACUCAUAAAUGUUGUAGCGGCAAAGUUCGUUUAGGUGGAAGUGGUUAUUCUUGUUGUGGAAGUCGGUUGUACAAUUUUAGAACUCAUAAAUGUUGUAGUGGCAGAGUUCUUGCAGGAGGAAGUGGUUAUUCUUGUUGUGUAUGGGGUUUUUCAGCACGAACGUACAACACCAGAACUCAGAAAUGUUGUAGGGGCAAAGUAUAUUCAGGAGGAAGUGGUUAUUCUUGUUGUGGAAGUCGGUUGUACAAUUUUAGAACUCAUAAAUGUUGUAGUGGCAGAGUUCUUUUAGGAGGAAGUGGUUAUUCGUGUUGUGUAUGGGGUCUUUCAGCACGAACGUACAACACCAGAACUCAGAAAUGUUGUAGGGGCAAAGUAUAUUCAGGUGGAAGUGGUUAUUCUUGUUGUGGAAGUCGGUUGUACAAUUAUAGAACUCAUAAAUGUUGUGGAGGAAAAGUUCUUUUAGGAGGAAGUGGUUAUUCUUGUUGUGUCUGGGGUAUUUCAGCCCGAACGUACAACACCAGAACUCAGAAAUGUUGUAGGGGCAAAGUAUAUUCAGGAGGAAGUGGUUAUUCUUGUUGUGGAAGUCGAUUGUACAAUUAUAGAACUCAUAAAUGUUGUAGUGGCAGAGUUCUUUUAGGAGGAAGUGGUUAUUCUUGUUGUGUCUGGGGUAUUUCAGCACGAACGUACAACACCAGAACUCAGAAAUGUUGUAGGGGCAAAGUAUAUUCAGGUGGAAGUGGUUAUUCUUGUUGUGGAAGUCGUUUGUACAAUUAUAGAACUCAUAAAUGUUGUGGAGGCAAAGUUCUUUUAGGAGGAAGUGGUUAUUCUUGUUGUGUCUGGGGUAUUUCAGCACGAACGUACAACACCAGAACACAUAAAUGUUGUAGGGGCAAAGUAUAUUCAGGAGGAAGUGGUUAUUCUUGUUGUGGAAGUCGAUUGUACAAUUAUAGAACCUAUAAAUGUUGUAAUGGCAGAAUUCUUUUAGGAGGAAGUGGUUAUUCUUGUUGUGGAAGUCGGUUGUACAAUUAUAGAACUCAUAAAUGUUGUGGAGGCAAAGUUCUUUUAGGAGGAAGUGGUUAUUCUUGUUGUGGAAGUCGGUUGUACAAUUUUAGAACUCAUAAAUGUUGUAGUGGCAGAGUUCUUUUAGGAGGAAGUGGUUAUUCUUGUUGUGGAAGUCGGUUGUACAAUUAUAGAACUCAUAAAUGUUGUGGAGGCAAAGUUCUUUUAGGAGGAAGUGGUUAUUCUUGUUGUGUCUGGGGUAUUUCAGCCCGAACGUACAACACCAGAACUCAGAAAUGUUGUAGGGGCAAAGUAUAUUCAGGAGGAAGUGGUUAUUCUUGUUGUGGAAGUCGUUUGUACAAUUAUAGAACUCAUAAAUGUUGUAGUGGCAGAAUUCUUUUAGGAGGAAGUGGCUAUUCUUGUUGUGUCUGGGGUAUUUCAGCACGAACGUACAACACCAGAACUCAGAAAUGUUGUAGCGGCAAAGUAUAUUCAGGUGGAAGUGGUUAUUCUUGUUGUGGAAGUCGUUUGUACAAUUAUAGAACUCAUAAAUGUUGUGGAGGCAAAGUUCUUUUUGGAGGAAGUGGUUAUUCUUGUUGUGGAAGUCGGUUGUACAAUUAUAGAACUCAUAAAUGUUGUAGUGGCAAAGUUCUUUUAGGAGGAAGAGGUUAUUCUUGUUGUGUAUGGGGUAUUUCAGCACGAACAUACAACACCAGAACUCAGAAAUGUUGUAAGGGCAAAGUAUAUUCUGGAGGAAGUGGUUAUUCCUGUUGUGGAAGUCGUUUGUACAAUUAUAGAACUCAUAAAUGUUGUAGUGGCAGAAUUCUUUUAGGAGGAAGUGGUUAUUCUUGUUGUGUAUGGGGUAUUUCAGCACGAACAUACAACACCAGAACUCAGAAAUGUUGUAAGGGCAAAGUAUAUUCAGGAGGAAGUGGUUAUUCCUGUUGUGGAAGUCGUUUGUACAAUUAUAGAACUCAUAAAUGUUGUAGUGGCAAAAUUCUUUCAGGAGGAAGUGGUUAUUCUUGUUGUGGUUGGGGAAUUUCAGCACGAACGUACAACACGAGAACUCAUAAAUGUUGUAGCGGGAAAGUUCGUUUAGGUGGAAGGGGUUAUUCUUGUUGUGGAAGUCGUUUGUACAAUUAUAGAACUCAGAAAUGUUGUAGUGGCAGAAUUCUUUUAGGAGGAAGUGGUUAUUCUUGUUGUGUCUGGGGACUUUCAGCCCGAACGUACAACACCAGAACUCAGAAAUGUUGUAGGGGCAAAGUAUAUUCAGGAGGAAGUGGUUAUUCUUGUUGUGGAAGUCGUUUGUACAAUUUUAGAACUCAUAAAUGUUGUAGUGGCAGAAUUCUUUUAGGAGGAAGUGGUUAUUCUUGUUGUGGAAGUCGGUUGUACAAUUAUAGAACUCAUAAAUGUUGUAGUGGCAGAGUUCUUUUAGGAGGAAGUGGUUAUUCUUGUUGUGGAAGUCGUUUGUACAAUUUUAGAACUCAUAAAUGUUGUAGUGGCAAAGUUCUUUUAGGAGGAAGUGGUUUCUCUUGUUGUGGAAGUCGGUUGUACAAGUAUAGAACUCAUAAAUGUUGUAGCGGCAAAGUUCUUUUAGGAGGAAGUGGUUAUUCUUGUUGUGGAAGUCGAUUGUACAAUUAUAGAACUCAUAAAUGUUGUAGUGGCAAAGUUCUUUUAGGUGGAAGUGGUUAUUCUUGUUGUGGAAGUCGUUUGUACAAUUAUAGAACUCAUAAAUGUUGUAGUGGCAGAAUUCUUUUAGGAGGAAGUGGUUAUUCUUGUUGUGGAAGUCGGUUGUACAAUUAUAGAACUCAUAAAUGCUGUAGCGGCAGAAUUCUUUUAGGAGGAAGUGGUUAUUCUUGUUGUGGAAGUCGGUUGUACAAUUAUAGAACUCAUAAAUGUUGUAGUGGCAGAAUUCUUUUGGGAGGAAGUGGUUAUUCUUGUUGUGGAAGUCGGUUGUACAAUUAUAGAACUCAUAAAUGUUGUAGUGGCAGAAUUCUUUUGGGUGGAAGUGGUUAUUUGUGUUGUGGGCGUCGCUUGUACAAUUACAAAACGAAAACAUGUUGUUACAACAAAAUUUACUAUGGUGGAAGUGGUUAUUCGUGUUGUAGAAGUGGCUCCAAAGUGCGUGUUUAUAAAUAUAAAACUCACGUAUGUUGUGGUGGAAAACUUUCUUUACGAAAAAAAGGUUAUUCUUGCUGUGGAAGUCGUUUGUACAAUUAUAGAACUCAUAAAUGUUGUAGUGGCAGAAUUCUUUUAGGAGGAAGUGGUUAUUCUUGUUGUGUCUGGGGUAUUUCAGCACGAACGUACAACACCAGAACUCAGAAAUGUUGUAGGGGCAAAGUAUAUUCAGGAGGAAGUGGUUAUUCUUGUUGUGGAAGUCGAUUGUACAAUUAUAGAACUCAUAAAUGUUGUAGUGGCAGAAUUCUUUUAGGAGGAAGUGGUUAUUCUUGUUGUGGAAGUCGUUUGUACAAUUAUAGAACCUAUAAAUGUUGUAGUGGCAGAAUUCUUUUAGGAGGAAGUGGUUACUCUUGUUGUGGAAGUCGGUUGUACAAUUAUAGAACUCACAAAUGUUGUAGUGGCAGAGUUCUUUUAGGAGGAAGUGGUUAUUCUUGUUGUGUAUGGGGUAUUUCAGCACGAACGUACAACACCAGAACUCAGAAAUGUUGUAGGGGCAAAGUAUAUUCAGGAGGAAGUGGUUAUUCUUGUUGUGGAAGUCGAUUGUACAAUUAUAGAACUCAUAAAUGUUGUAGUGGCAGAAUUCUUUUAGGAGGAAGUGGUUAUUCUUGUUGUGGAAGUCGUUUGUACAAUUAUAGAACUCAUAAAUGUUGUAGUGGCAGAGUUCUUUUAGGAGGAAGUGGUUAUUCUUGUUGUGUCUGGGGUAUUUCAGCACGAACGUACAACACCAGAACUCAGAAAUGUUGUAGGGGCAAAGUAUAUUCAGGUGGAAGUGGUUAUUCUUGUUGUGGAAGUCGGUUGUACAAUUAUAGAACUCAUAAAUGUUGUGGAGGCAAAGUUCUUUUAGGAGGAAGUGGUUAUUCUUGUUGUGUCUGGGGUAUUUCAGCACGAACGUACAACACCAGAACACAUAAAUGUUGUAGGGGCAAAGUAUAUUCAGGAGGAAGUGGUUAUUCUUGUUGUGGAAGUCGAUUGUACAAUUAUAAAACUCAUAAAUGUUGUGGAGGCAAAGUUCUUUUAGGAGGAAGUGGUUAUUCUUGUUGUGUAUGGGGACUUUCAGCACGAACGUACAACACCAGAACUCAGAAAUGUUGUAGGGGCAAAGUAUAUUCAGGAGGAAGUGGUUAUUCUUGUUGUGGAAGUCGUUUGUACAAUUAUAGAACUCACAAAUGUUGUAGUGGCAGAGUUCUUUUAGGAGGAAGUGGUUACUCUUGUUGUGGACGUCGGUUGUACAAUUAUAGAACUCACAAAUGUUGUAGUGGCAGAGUUCUUUUAGGAGGAAGUGGUUACUCUUGUUGUGGAAGUCGGUUGUACAAUUAUAGAACUCAUAAAUGUUGUAGUGGCAGAAUUCUUUUUGGAGGAAGUGGUUACUCUUGUUGUGGAAGUCGGUUGUACAAUUAUAGAACUCACAAAUGUUGUAGUGGCAGAGUUCUUUUAGGAGGAAGUGGUUACUCUUGUUGUGGAAGUCGGUUGUACAAUUAUAGAACUCACAAAUGUUGUAGUGGCAGAGUUCUUUUAGGAGGAAGUGGUUAUUCUUGUUGUGUAUGGGGUAUUUCAGCACGAACGUACAACACCAGAACUCAGAAAUGUUGUAGGGGCAAAGUAUAUUCAGGAGGAAGUGGUUAUUCUUGUUGUGGAAGUCGAUUGUACAAUUAUAGAACUCAUAAAUGUUGUAGUGGCAGAAUUCUUUUAGGAGGAAGUGGUUAUUCUUGUUGUGGAAGUCGUUUGUACAAUUAUAGAACCUAUAAAUGUUGUAGUGGCAGAAUUCUUUUAGGAGGAAGUGGUUACUCUUGUUGUGGAAGUCGGUUGUACAAUUAUAGAACUCACAAAUGUUGUAGUGGCAGAAUUCUUUUAGGAGGAAGUGGUUAUUCUUGUUGUGUAUGGGGUAUUUCAGCACGAACGUACAACACCAGAACUCAGAAAUGUUGUAGGGGCAAAGUAUAUUCAGGAGGAAGUGGUUAUUCUUGUUGUGGAAGUCGGUUGUACAAUUAUAGAACUCACAAAUGUUGUAGUGGCAGAAUUCUUUUAGGAGGAAGUGGUUAUUCUUGUUGUGUCUGGGGUAUUUCAGCACGAACGUACAACACCAGAACUCAGAAAUGUUGUAGGGGCAAAGUAUAUUCAGGAGGAAGUGGUUAUUUUUGUUGUGGAAGUCGGUUGUACAAUUAUAGAACUCAUAAAUGUUGUAGUGGCAGAGUUCUUUUAGGAGGAAGUGGUUAUUCUUGUUGUGUAUGGGGUAUUUCAGCACGAACGUACAACACCAGAACUCAGAAAUGUUGUAGGGGCAAAGUAUAUUCAGGAGGAAGUGGUUAUUCUUGUUGUGGAAGUCGAUUGUACAAUUAUAGAACUCAUAAAUGUUGUAGUGGCAGAAUUCUUUUAGGAGGAAGUGGUUAUUCUUGUUGUGUAUGGGGUUUUUCAGCACGAACGUACAACACCAGAACUCAGAAAUGUUGUAGCGGCAAAGUAUAUACAGGUGGAAGUGGUUAUUCGUGUUGUGGGCGUCGCUUGUACAAUUACAAAUCGAAAACAUGUUGUUACAGCAAAAUUUACUAUGGUGGAAGUGGUUAUUCUUGUUGUAGAAGUGGCUCCAAAGUGCGUGUUUAUAAAUAUAAAACUCACGUAUGUUGUGGUGGAAAACUUUCUUUACGAAAAAAAGGUUAUUCUUGCUGUGGAAGUCGAUUGUACAAUUACAAAGUUUCGUUAUGUUGCCGUGGUCGAAUUGUUUCCAAACGCAACGGCUCAAGUUGUUGUGGUUACCGUAGUUACAACUGGAAGACUCAUCGAUGUUGUCGUGGUUACAUUGUUAUAUCGAAGAAUCGAAGUUGUGGAAGACGCGGUUAGUUCUCACAGCAGAAACGCUUAGUAGCAACAACUUUUUACUGUUUCUUUAUUCAGUAAUUUUGGCAUUUUUGCAAAGGUAACCAUGUAAGUGCAAUCAUUAAAAAUUGUAAACAUGCAAAUUGGCGGUACCAAAGUGUAAUGCAAGAAUGGAAUGGUUGAUGCAUGAUUUGAUUUAAUUACGCCGGUCACGCUUAAGUAUUUCGUAUAAGUUUUUUUGGUCUCAAGUAAUAAUUCGCAUUUGUUUAAAAUAGUUUUACAAAAAAUAAUUUUUGGUAAAAAAUUGAAAGAUUGCAAUUGUGAAGGAUUAAAAACGUGUCGUGGAUCAAUGGUGGACGAGAUGGUGUGAAACGGAGAUGAAAUGCUAUCAAGAAAGUCGCUUGGGAAAAAUUUACUAAUUUAUGAAGUAUUUGAUGAAACUGCGUUUACAUCGAGCAAUAAGAAAGCUGAUCUAAAAGAUUGGGUUCCUGAAACGAACCCAAAUUGGUUUUCCACGAUUUUCACUCUAAUGUCGCUCACGCAUUCACAAUCCACAGAACGGUGUCUUAUCGUGUCAUAUUGUGAGUAAAGAAAACGAGCAAACGGAAACGUAAGCAUAAAAUACCCAAAGAAAAUUUGAUUAAAGAACAGCCAUAUUCCUUACACACGUUCAUAAAAAAGACUUAUGGUGAAAGAUACUGUCAAAUGUCAAUCCAAGACCUCGCUCACAUCUCAAAACGAAAAUUGGAAAAAUCAAAAGUGUGCAAAACAAGCGUGGAACGACUUGUUCAGAUAAUAUUGGAGAAUUAAGGUCGUAUUACUGAGGAGUAUUUAGAGAUGUUUUUUUGUGAAUAUUCUUUGGAUUGAGCGUUCAGUAUUUUCAUCGAUAACAUUCAAACAUUCAGUUCAAAUCCAAGGCGCCUUUUUAACAGCAUUUGCAGUGUAGUUGUAUAUUUCAAUUUGUCCAAAAAUUAUUUCAUUUUCAAGAAGCCAAAACUUUGUUUUACAUUGAUAAGUCCCGUGAGCGUGACCUACGUAAUGCAAUCAACUCUAACUUCACGAAACUACAUUCAAACAUUAAACGAUCAUUUUAAUAUUCAACUAAUGAAACUUUUCACAUUGCCCUGCGUGGUUGCCUAAAAUUAUUAUUUUGUUUGUAGAAAUACUUUUACUACUUUUACUAGUUAGAAUUUGAAUUUUCAUUAAUAGAUUAGAAACUACAACAACUUUUAAUUAUAGUUAGUAUUUUAAGUAAUUCUCGUGAUUCUUACCAUAGUUCAUAGUUACAAAAUAAACGCAAUAAACGGCGGGCGCUGAUUUGCCUAAAUAGCUGUGUUUAUAUUGGCAUGUGCAAAACUGAUCUGAGCUCAACAAAUUAAAUCAAUCAAUUAAUCAAUGAAAGAGAAUUAGCAAAUCAAUCUUGGAUACAUUAAAACGUUUAUUUUAGA
This is a messenger RNA of Xenia sp. Carnegie-2017, 10360 nucleotides long. RefSeq lists its product as uncharacterized. The coding region runs from base 84 to 8936 and encodes 2950 amino acids. The record is from RefSeq and is a predicted model, not a curated record. The transcript has 7 exons. NCBI's taxonomy places the organism in Eukaryota, Metazoa, Cnidaria, Anthozoa, Malacalcyonacea, Xeniidae.